This is a messenger RNA of Penicillium cinerascens, 1845 nucleotides long. RefSeq lists its product as uncharacterized. Bases 1 to 1845 code for a protein of 614 amino acids. The transcript is spliced from 3 exons. The record is from RefSeq and is a predicted model, not a curated record. Lineage: Eukaryota; Fungi; Ascomycota; Eurotiomycetes; Eurotiales; Aspergillaceae.
AUGUCAGGGAACUACGACUAUCCCCCUGCCUCUUCCCGUCGCCCAUCCCGUCCCAGUGGCCCCAGUGAACCGUCCGGACUCAGCGAACGCUAUCCCCGUACCCAACAACUUAUCGAAGCCUUGACCUCGCAAGGCACCACCUUCCAGAACCAGGACGAUCCAGUGCUCGAUACGCUUCUAUCAGAACUACGAUUCAGAGAAGAUAGGGCCCUUGCAAGUCUUGACCAGCUCUCGGAUAUCAACACCACUCCGGAUCAGAACGACGAAACCCCGCGUGAUAGUCCACGCUCCACUCUCAGACCACCACCUCCCAUAGGACACCUAGACUACUUGCGCAAUUUGAUCCAGUCUGGAAGCAAUCGAGUCAAUGCAGAAGAUACAAAUCGUGCAUUAGAGACGUUGAAUCAGCACAUCGAAGAGCAUCACCUGGACGUGCCCCGUAUUAAUCGCACCAACUUGGCUCAAGUCGAAGCCUCAGCCGAGCGCCAAAUCCAGCAGUUACAAACCGCCAUAGACGCAAGGCACUCCUCUAUUAUUGAUCAGCUCCGAGCGGAACGGAAUCGGCAUCGGCGUUCAUCUCCAAGCCCGCUUCCGAAUCAGGAGCCAUUCUCACCGGCCAGCCGAACCCUCCGACGCCGUUCUUUCCGACCUGACCUCCGAGGAAUUUCGACCCUUAACGAGACCCUCCCAACUCCAUCCCUCAUGCCCCAGCCGCCUCACACCGGCCGCGAUGGCCGCGGAAGGCAAAAGCGGCGGAAGUUGGAGACCGAUGACAACCGCGAGGGUAUGCGGGGGUUCAACUACGGACAGUAUGGCCAGGUUGUCCCGGGCGCUCUGAAGAUGGAGAUUGCUAGCUGUGAUGGAGGGAUUUACGAUCCUGAUGGGGAUAGCUCGUUCCCGGAGAAUGUCCUGCGGAAUGACCAGUCUGUUUACUGCACCAAGUCUGAUCGAUGUAACUUGGUGCUGAGACACCGAGGCGAGGCACCCUUCUGUUUGAAGAAGAUUGUCAUCAAAGCCCCUCGCACCGGAUUUGAUUCUCCUAUCCAGGAAGGCAUGGUGUUUGUGUCUAUGACGUCUGAUGAGCUCCUUGCCCGCACCGCCCAAUACCAGAUUCAAUAUGCGAGCACACGUCGCCGUCGCCGCCCUCGCCGCACCGGUCUACAGCCGUCCCAAGAAUACCUAAAUGCCUUUCGAUCUCCUCUUCAGUCGCUAGAGCGGACUGUCCUGAUGGGCCCCGAUUCGAACGCCGCACCUGAAGAGAACGAGAAUACAGACCGAAAUGCGAAUGACCCCCAAGCCGAAUUCCGCGUGACCACAGAGUACGAUGAAAACUCCGAAGAUAACGUGUUCACCGAACGCGAUGACGAGGACGAACCUUCCAUCACCGAGCUCGAGCGCAUCCGAGAGGACGACUUACUCUGCUCAGACACCGACGACAGCAUAAGCGAUGACGAUGAUGACGAUGAUACCACAAUGAGUACCUUCCACCGCCGCCGUCUCGAACUACAGCGCCGCAUAGGAACCAUGCGCCGGCAGUAUCCCGAUCCGAGUUCAAGACGCCGCCCACCCCCGAGUCUAGUUGACCCUCUCCCUCCCGCAAUGUCUGGAUCGAAUGGGAAUGGUAAUGGGACUGCAGCUGGCGCGGAGGUGAUGAAACCACAUGCACGCUUCUUCAUCGAGCGGGAGAAGAGUAUGGUCAGCAUCAAGUUCGACCCGCCUCCGUCGGGCCGCUUUAUUCUCAUCAAGCUUUGGAGUCCUCGCAGUGACGGCAAUAUCGAUAUUCAAAGUGUUAUUGCUCAUGGCUAUGCUGGCCCAAGAUACUUCCCUAGUGGUGGCUUCCGAUGA